Messenger RNA from Podospora anserina S mat+, 570 nucleotides. RefSeq lists its product as uncharacterized. The record is from RefSeq and is a predicted model, not a curated record. Gene Ontology annotation, molecular function: protein N-terminal-serine acetyltransferase activity; protein-N-terminal-alanine acetyltransferase activity. Bases 1 to 570 code for a protein of 189 amino acids. The transcript has a single exon. Lineage: Eukaryota; Fungi; Ascomycota; Sordariomycetes; Sordariales; Podosporaceae.
AUGCCCUUGGGUCCCUACACCUCCACGUCCGAGUUCAUCACCCAAUUCCUCGAGACAACCUCCUUCCCUCAACAAGGGUACUUCACUUUUGCCGUCAUCGACAAAACCCGGCCCCCCUCCCCGGAAGAUGAAGAAGGCGAACUAGCGGGUAUGAUGUCCUUCAUGGACACCUCGCCUGUGCAUUUAUCUACUGAGAUUGGAUGUAUCGUUAUUUUACCUCAGUAUCAGAGGACACAUGUUACCACUAAUGCUGUCGGGUUGAUGCUGCGUUACGCACUUGACGGGCCUGAAGAGGGGGGCAUAGGGUUGAGGAGGGUGCAGUGGAGGGCUAGCGCAAUGAAUGAAGCUAGUGUUAGGACGGCUGAGAGGUUGGGGUUUAGGAGGGAGGGGGUGAUGAGGUGGCAUAUGGUUUUGAGGGGGGAGACAAAGUUUGGGAAUGGGAGGGGGGUGCCGAGGGGGGCGGAGGAGGGGGAGAAAGGGAGGGAUACGGUUGUUUUGGGGUUGUGUUGGGAUGAUUGGGAGUUGGGUGGGAGGGAGAGGGUUGGGGGUUUGAUGGAGAGGCGGGGGUGA